GCAACCAGGAAGGAAACUGAUACUGAAAGUGAAGCUGGACUGUUUCUUUUCUUUUUCCAGUUACAGUUCCAAGAGAGACUAGAAACUUCAAGGAGUCAUGGCAGCUCAAUCUUAUGGCAACAUUAUGCAUGUUGAUACUACUGGAGCAUCCGCUGAAACUGGAAAGCAAGAAGGCCUGAGUUAUGGUGGGGUUCCAGCUUCAGAAAAAAUUGCAGAGAGAGAUCUAAAGAAUCUGGAGAAAUAUAAGACAAAAAUUAUGAAUGUCAGUAGAAAAACAGGUAUUGAUGCAGCUAUAAUUGCUGCUAUAAUCUCCCGAGAAUCUCAUGCUGGGACUCUCCUGAAGAAUGGCUGGGGUGACCAUGGAAAUGGAUUUGGUUUGAUGCAGGUUGACAAACAAUUUCAUAAACCCACGGGCACAUGGGACAGUGAGGAACAUAUGAUCCAGGCUACCAGCAUUCUGCGUUCUCUGAUAAAGGAGAUUGAAAAAAAAUUUCCACAGUGGACUAAGGAACAACAGCUCAAAGGUGGAAUUUCAGCCUACAAUGCAGGUGUUAAAAAUGUCCGGAGUUAUGACCGAAUGGAUAUAGGCACAACAAAGAAUGAUUAUGCCAAUGAUGUUGUUGCAAGAGCCAAGUUUUACAAAAGAAAUGGAUACUAAUAAUGCUUUCCAACAAUUACUUGAAAUGAAUUCAUAAAGAACCAAUUUAUAAAAAUGUUGAUCUAUAUUCCUUCCAAGUUCAUUGUAUUUUAUCUCUUGACUCUUAUAUGUAACACACUUUCCAAAUUCCAUGUCCCAGGUUGUUUUAAAUGGUUUUGAUGUGAAAUCAUGGUGGUAGUUUAAAUGCAUUAAACUUGGCAAAGUAAAGGAAGUGCUAAACGACUGUUUUGUGUAAAUUAGCAUGCAUGUUACACACUUUAUUUUCACUUUUUUCUGCCCACUGCUUAUGAUUUGCUUUGGAGAUUUGAAUUUUCUUCCUUUAAGCUAACAGCUACUAUGUCCAUUAACAUAAUAUAAGAGAUAGUUUGAUGUAUUAGUUGAGAUUUAGGUUGUUAAGAUUGUAAUUACUUUCCUAAAUAAACUAAUUUGGGCAA
Molecule: messenger RNA, 1092 nt
Organism: Anolis sagrei ordinatus
Lineage: Eukaryota; Metazoa; Chordata; Lepidosauria; Squamata; Anolidae
Product: lysozyme g-like
Biological process (GO): defense response to Gram-positive bacterium; peptidoglycan catabolic process
Cellular component (GO): extracellular region
Molecular function (GO): lysozyme activity
Source: RefSeq, a predicted model, not a curated record